UUUCUCCCAGGGACGCUUCGUCGCUUCCAUUGACCUCCUCGUCUGCGUCAGGGAAAGACGGGCUCCUCUGCUGCGUCCUUGGCCUUGAUUAGUGAACCUGCCACGCGCUCGCGUCUCACCUGCUGCAAGGUUUCUCAGCACUGCACGGGACCACAAUUCCCUCGGCACUUCCCUCCUCUCUUACGGCCAUUGCCGGUUAGCCCUUGAGGGUCAUCCUCGUCUUCUGUUUGUCUUGUAUUGGCCUCCCUCUUCCCUCUUGAUUCGUCAAUGACCCUCGGUUCGGUGGAGCAACUAGUGUUUCACGUCUAGUGGAACCAAGCAAAAGGACUUGCCUCCCUUCGGCCCAAUGACAAAUCCCCACUAUUCAAGGAUGGACACGUACAGACCUCAGCCGCAAUACCAUACCUUCGCGGAGGAGUCGGCUGUUGCAUCUGUCUCAUCUCCCUCAGCCUUCAGCGGUGGGCCCUAUCCACCUCCUCGACUGCCUUCGCCUACGCCGAGCGCCCCCAGGUCGUACAAUCCCCGGGAGCGCUUCUUCCAUCCUGCGCAGCCUCCCACUCCAUCAAGCUCGUCUAGCGGUGGUCAAGCGCCUGCACGCCCCGGCUAUACACAUCUGCCACCUCCCUCUCCGACUGCGCCCUUUCCUCCGCACGGGGCUACAUCGUCCUCUGCGCCUCAAUCCAGACGAUUGGUUCCGCCAUCUGGAUUGAUCCCACCCUUUGGUCCUAGACUACCACCUCUGUUCAGUGGGCCACAGUACGACAGCUUGGGGCUGCGUCAGUCAGAGCCUUCGUACAGCUCUUCUCCAAGCAUCAUGCGGCCCGAAUUGCCCUACAGCCCUCAUGACGCUCGAGGCGCAGGUCCUUCUGGUACACGAGGAAGCGAACCAAGAGCCUACCAUAUCAAGGACGAGGACAGCGCUACAGACGGCGGCUCACCGCCGAAGAGGAAGAGGGCAAAGACCGGCACUAAGAUCACGAGGAAUCGAAAGAUCACCUCUUGCUUGCCAUGCCGUGAGAGGAAGCAAAAGUGUGAUCGAACCCACCCCAUCUGUCAGAAAUGCAUAGACGAUGGGAGACAGUGUGUCUAUGCAAAGAACGAAGAUCUGGAUGGUGCUGUGUCUGCCAGUCCCCAAGAUACGAAAAAACCCAAGGUUUCCUCGAUUGGUCCAUCUGAUACCGAGCAGAGAGAUCCUCCUCGUGCGGCCUCUUCUAGUGGUGGACACUCAACCUGCAGCCAUCAAGAUUCCGAAUUCCUGACGCAGAGGCGAGAAAACCUCGCGAGACUAUUCACAGCUGCCAGAGACAGGACUCUUGACUUCGAAAAGAGAGUCGAAGCCGCAAGAGCAGCAGCGGUCGCAGAGGUUCUGUUUGCGGAGAAUGAGGUUCAAGACCUGAGAAGAGAUCACUUGGUACUGCCGACGCGACAACAGGUGCAGCAUCUGCUGGACAUCUACAAGCAGGACGUGGAAUUGUUCAACUUUAUCGUGCUCAUCGAUCUCAACCGAUCUCGUAUUGGCGGCUUCCUCGACUGGUGGCACUCAAAUCCUGUCACUCUCCCGGUAGAAUCUGAUGCUCCACUUGCACCACUUGUUCUCACCAUCCUUGCCCUUGCCAGCCAAGCUAAAAGGACAAGAGACUCGGCCAAUGCCCCCGAAGGCUCACAAGCGGGGUCAACGCCCGUUCCCACAAGCAAUGACAAGUACCUGCCCUAUCUCUCUUCCGAGCGCGUCCUUCUCGAGACAGCUGGAAAAUGUAUCAGCUCCCUCACGAUUGUUUGUCCCUCAUCGUGGAACAGCACAUAUGCGUCUCCGUUGGAUGUGGUCAGAGCAGAGGUGCUCAGAACCCUUUGGCACAUCGGAGAAUGCCACUUGCAGUAUGCGGCCAUUUGCAUAGCUUCCGCAUUGCGUCUAGCAUACGCAGCUGGCUUGCACCGCGACCCUCUACAUUGGAAGAAUGUGGGAAUGGGUCCUUACGAAGUGCAAGUGCGGCGAAGCACCUGGUGGAACGUGGCCUUCCUCGAGACUUUCCACUCUCAUCGUAUCGGACAGCCUUCUCUUAUCACCCCAGGGACAGUAGACACCGAGCUGCCUACCAACUACGAUAUUGUUGCGGAGCAACAUGCGCGGGCAUCGUUGAUCCCUAUGACUCGCAAGCGCUUCUACUCGCUGGUGACUCAACUACACGUGGCCCAGCUGUUCUUGCAGCACAGCGGAAAGGUAUUCCUCCUGAACCUGCAGCCCAACGACAUUGUCAAGGGGCUGAGCGAGAUCUACAAGCUCUGGGUUGCUGGAAUGCCAAAGGAAUUACAGAAGCUGUCAAGAGAGACCAACUCGUCCGACUCAGCGUACCGGCCAGGCUUCAAUGAAAGUGACAGCGGAGACAGAAAAGAUUUCGGCGACGAGACCGACGAAGAGGCCCAGGCAUUCCGAUGGUCGAUCUUCCUUAUCCGGAUCCAGAAGCUCCAAGGCUUGCUCAACGUCCACCGCCCUGCCUGUGAGGUAGGGUCUGGCUGUGUCGACAACGAUGCGCAGGCAGUCUCUAGUCUACGGAUCUGUCUAGAAGCGUCGGCUCGUUUGGUUCACCUUUGCCACCAGGCUAUCAUGUGUAGGCCAGCACCUCCUCAUCUCCUCUUGGGUAUUAUCUCGUACUACAGUUUCAAUGCGGGCGCCGUGCUCGCGAGUCAGUUCUCUACUCAAACGGCAUACUCUAGCAUCUGUCGUCCUGCCUUUCAGAAGGCUUUGGCCGUGUUGGAUUACUUGGCAAAGAACCAGGCCCUAGGAAACGUGUCCGAGCAAGCGGAGCGCUACUGUGCAGCCGUGAGAGAGAUUGCCGCUAUCCCAGAGAUGUUCCAGAAGAAGCUCACUUCAAGCAGCAGUCAGAGGUCCUCUUCCCAAUCGGAGCGCGCAGAACCUGAGGCUCCACAUGGACAGUCGAGCAAGCCUGCAGAGGAUCACGCCGCUCCUCCUCGUCUAGCCUCUCCCGUCCCCUCCGCCCCCGGUGAUAAUAGCACGUCUUAUAGCCGCAAUGCAGCACCACAGCUCAAUUACGCGCACGGUACCUUUGCCUCUUCUUCCCAGUCUCGCUACGACCCGGGACAACAGCAGGGUCAGGCGCAGGGCAGUGAGGCUGCCACUGGACUCGUCUAUGAUCACCAAGGGCAACCUCAGAAUGCAGUCAUCGCGGCUCUCCCUGGUCCUCCCGAUCAAUUCCUUAGCGCAACUCGUGCCAAGGCCUCGAGUAACAUCACUGACCGUCCUCUGCCUGGGCGCAACCCGUUGAAUUACAGUUACUUUGGCUUCCCUCCAAAGGCAGAUCCGCACGAUGCCUCGGCGCUUGCAACGGAGCCUUACUACGAAGCAGUCAUGGCUGCCGUGCCAAUGCCCAACGAUCUACCGAAGCCGGAUGACAGCGCCUGGUUCGACACAUCUGGCAACGCCAUGUUCGCGGGUGGAGCUCUCCUCUCGGCGUCGACCGCAUCACCGUUAUCCGCAGGAGGCGGGCUCGCACAUGGAAUGCCUUCUGAUUCUCACCAGCAGCAGCACCAGCAACAACAGCAACAGCCGCAAUCUCAAUCUCAGGGUCAGGGUCAGCAGUACAACACUUUCCAGCAGUAUCCUCCCAACGUGGGCGAGGAUGUCGACUUGAGAGGCAUGGACCCUCACGAUCUUCCCGUGGGCGUGGACUGGCCCUUGUUGGGAGACUUUGUUCAACGAAUCCUGCAGGGAGAAAAUGUAAGCGAUAUGCCUUCGGAAAGAAGAAGCGGUCAGGGCAGAAAUCAGUACAAGCUUGGAGGAGGAGCUAGCACCAUGACCGAUUGAACGUAUCAUCCUUGUCCCCAUGACUCGUCGGUUCGGACCGACCAUCUCUCUCGUCUUUCGUCAUUUGUAUUUUGCGGAACAGUCACGCGUCAAAGGAAAUUGUUGUCAUUGUUUUUUAUCGUUCUUCCCUUGUACCUGUCCACCAGCGCCGCAGUCUUUGUCAACGUGUUGGUGCAAUGCAACUCUAUAGCUCGCAAGAUUCGCCAUACUGGCAU
Messenger RNA from Microstroma glucosiphilum, 4035 nucleotides. RefSeq lists its product as hypothetical. Gene Ontology annotation, molecular function: DNA-binding transcription factor activity, RNA polymerase II-specific; zinc ion binding; RNA polymerase II cis-regulatory region sequence-specific DNA binding. Lineage: Eukaryota; Fungi; Basidiomycota; Exobasidiomycetes; Microstromatales; Microstromataceae. The record is from RefSeq and is a predicted model, not a curated record. The transcript is spliced from 2 exons. Gene Ontology annotation, biological process: positive regulation of transcription from RNA polymerase II promoter by galactose; DNA-templated transcription. Gene Ontology annotation, cellular component: nucleus. Bases 347 to 3820 code for a protein of 1157 amino acids.